Molecule: messenger RNA, 3744 nt
Organism: Salvia splendens (bonfire salvia)
Lineage: Eukaryota; Viridiplantae; Streptophyta; Magnoliopsida; Lamiales; Lamiaceae
Exons: 25
Coding region: 333-3362 (1009 amino acids)
Cellular component (GO): mitochondrial outer membrane
Molecular function (GO): ATP binding; ATP hydrolysis activity
Source: RefSeq, a predicted model, not a curated record
AGUCUCUCAAUGAGUGGCGGGGUUUGAAUCCGUGACCUUAAGGACACCACAACCCUGCGUGCCAACUGCGCUGCGACCUCAAAACCCUUAUUUUAAUAGCUGAAGAGACCAACAUCUUAUCGCCCAAUUCUUGUAUUUUUGAAAAAGAAAAAAAAAACAAUUGUAAAACAAGCAUUUGCACUCACCUUCUAUAUCGCCUCCCCCAUUAGCGGGUGCCCGCACUUCUGUUUCUCAUUCAAUUCAUUGAUUUCUCAUAUAUUCAGCUGCCUUGGUAUUUUUUCCCAACUCAAGCAUAUACAGAAAAGGUCACUGCUUUCAGCAAACAAGUUCCGAUGCAUGCAAGGAAAAUAAAGUAUAAAAACCAAUGGAAUUAUGUGAUUCAACGCAGCAAAUAUAUUUGUAGCUCUAGUCGUCAAGAUUAUUCUACCGGACAAUAUCGGAGCACUGCAGCAAGAGCCUGUAGCUUGGUCGAGGGACAUGUGUUAAAUUCUUCUUUAUUAUCACGGAUUUCAUCCAAGAGAUGGUGUAGAAGAUCCAGUUUGAGGCCAGAUGUUGGAUGGGAAAAAUCAUCUCUAAGAUUUUAUAGUUCCGAAGGUGAUGGAAGGAAUGCAAGUGAGGAUAAGCUUGUUCCUAACAAAGAUGUCGUGGGUUGUGGAAAGGAAAAGAUACCCAGGGAAAAUACAGAGAAUAGUUCCAGGCAUUCUGAUGCACAUGCCCGCCUUGGGGAGAAUGAUCAAAUGGAGUGGCUUAAAAACGAAAAAAUUUCUAUGGAUAAUAGAAGGAAGGAGUCUCCUUUUCUAACUCGAAGAGAAAGAUUUAGAAACGAGUUCCUGCGAAGGAUUACUCCAUGGGAAAAGAUAACAGUAUCAUGGGAUGAUUUCCCUUAUUAUAUACAUGAACACACUAAACAGCUUCUCGUGGAAUGCGCGGCCUCUCAUCUGAAGCAUAAGUUGACUACAGCCUAUGGAGGCCGUUUGACUUCUGCCAGUGGGAGAAUUCUGCUUCGGAGCAUUCCAGGUACGGAGCUAUACCGGGAAAGAUUGGUCAGAGCACUUGCUCGGGAUUUAAAAGUACCAGUAUUGGUCCUUGAUAGCAGCAUUUUAUCUCCAUAUGAUUUCAACGAAGAUGAAUGUGAGUCAGAUGAGGAGAACUCCGCAUCCGAAUCUGAGAUUGAAGAUGAAAAUGAUGCAAGCAACGAGGAGGAUUAUACCAGCAGCGGCGAGGGAAGUGAUGAUGAAGUUGACAUAAAUGUCUCAGCUGAAAAUUUAAGAAAGCUUCUCCCAGGCAAUAUCGAAGAGUUUGAGAAGAGUGUUUCUGGAGAAUCUGAAAACUCCACGACAUCUUCAAACCCAGAAACUUCAGAGACAUCUAAUGUGGCCGGUCAUAAACUAAAGAAAGGGGAUCGAGUGAAGUACAUUGGACCAGCCAUUAAUAUUGAAGCAAACAAUAGGAUUGUAUUGGGGAAGAUACCAACAUUGGAUGGUCCAACAAAUGCUUAUACUAUUAUUCGUGGCAGGACUUUGUCUAGCGGUCAACGAGGAGAGGUUUAUGAAGUGAAUGAAGACCAAGUAGCUGUUGUAUUUGAUAUUAGUUCCCAGAGAACAAAGGAAGUAAAGGAUGCAAAAAGUGCUGAAGCUGUGUCAGAACCUUCAGUGUGUUGGCUUAAUGUGAAGGAUAUUGAACAUGAUCUUAAUGCUCAAACACACGACAGCUAUAUUGCAAUGGAGGUGCUUUGUGAGAUUUUGGAGUCACAACAGCCACUUGUGGUUUACUUUCCUGAUUCUUCUCUGUGGCUAUCAAGGGCAGUCUCAAAGUCGGAUCGGAAAGAGCUUGUCAGUAAGAUGCAAGAGAUGUUUGACAAAUUAUCAGGUCCUCUGGUCUUGAUUUGUGGACAAAACAAAAUGGAGACAGAAUCAAACUCAAAACAGAACAAAUUUACAAUGAUACUUCCAAACCUGGGCCGUCUUGCUAAGUUGCCUCUUUUGAAGAGACUUGCAGAGGGAUUAAGACCUUCUAAACGGUCUGGAGAUGAUGAAUUAUAUAAGAUAUUCACUAACGUGGUUUGUUUAGAUCUGCCGAAGGAGGAAGAUCUCUUGAAGAUAUUCAACAAACAGAUUGAGGAAGACAAGAGAAUUGUAAUAUCACGAAGCAAUUUGAGCGAAUUACACAAGGUUCUUGAGGAACACGACUUAUCAUGCAUGGACUUGUUACAUCUAAAAACUGAUGGUGUUGUACUGUCAAAACAGAAAGCAGAGAAGGUGGUUGGCUGGGCCAGAAGUCAUUACCUAUCCUCAUGUCCCCUUCCUUCAGUCAAGGGGGAUCGGUUGCAGAUUCCUCGCGAGAGCCUUGAAAUUGCAAUAUUGAGGUUAAUGGAGCAGGAAACAGCUCUGAAGAAGCCGACCCAAAACUUGAAGAAUCUUGCUAAGGAUGAGUACGAGAACAACUUCGUUUCAGCAGUGGUUCCUCCAGGAGAGAUUGGUGUGAAAUUUGAUGAUGUGGGUGCACUUGAAGACGUGAAGAAGGCACUAAAUGAACUUGUGAUUCUGCCUAUGCGGAGACCUGAGCUUUUCUCCCGUGGAAAUUUGUUGCGGCCUUGCAAAGGGAUAUUACUUUUUGGUCCUCCUGGAACUGGAAAAACCCUUCUGGCGAAGGCACUUGCAACUGAAGCGGGUGCAAAUUUUAUCAGUAUUACUGGUUCAACACUUACAUCCAAGUGGUUUGGUGAUGCUGAAAAACUUACUCGUGCACUUUUCUCCUUUGCCAGCAGGCUGGCUCCUGUUAUAAUUUUUGUUGAUGAGGUAGACAGCUUACUUGGUGCUCGUGGUGGUGCUUUUGAGCAUGAGGCAACUAGAAGAAUGCGAAAUGAAUUUAUGGCAGCAUGGGAUGGCUUGAGGUCAAAAGACAGCCAGAGAAUCCUUGUGCUUGGUGCUACAAAUAGGCCAUUUGACCUUGAUGAUGCUGUUAUUCGUCGUUUACCAAGAAGGAUCUAUGUUGACCUGCCAGAUGCUGAUAAUCGUCUUAAAAUACUCAAGAUAAUAUUAUCUCCAGAAAAUCUAGAAACUGGGUUUCCCUUGGAACAACUUGCAAAUUCUACUGAAGGUUAUUCUGGGAGCGACCUGAAGAACCUCUGUAUUGCUGCAGCAUACAGACCUGUCCAAGAGUUGCUGGAAGAAGAAAGCAAGGGUGGCAAAUCUGAUGGAGUUCCGCUUCUAAGACCGCUCAAGUUGGACGAUUUUACUCACGCUAAAACCACGGUGGGACCAUCAGUUUCCUUCGAUGCAGCCAGUAUGAAUGAGUUGAGAAAAUGGAAUGAACAAUAUGGCGAAGGCGGAAGCAGGAAAAAGUCACCAUUUGGUUUUUGAUAGUAGCAUCAAUCGGUCCCUGGACAACCCGUUUUUUUGAAGUUAGAAGAUGCAAAAAGUGGCACCUGUAACGGAAAAUAGCUUCCCCCCCUAAACCCUAAACCUCCAGACAAGAGAGAGAGGCUGCGGACAGAAGCUUCGCCUCGUUACAUAAUAACUCAUUUGGUAGAUCUCACCAUAACAGGCAUAGAGGCUGAAAGGGGAACAGGCUAAUUUGCUGUUGUAUCUUUAGCAAAUUCUAACUUAGUAAUCCUUUAUGUUUUCUAAAUUAUAAGUGAUCAUAGUUUACAAGUUCUUAAUGUUUCAGUUGAUUCUGGUUUCUCUUUCUUAAUAAUAUGGUAUUGGUGCAUAAUGAGAUACAACCGUGCAAUGGAUUAUUUUA